Hibiscus syriacus is the source of this 415-nucleotide messenger RNA. Its product is annotated as rRNA 2'-O-methyltransferase fibrillarin 2-like. Bases 16 to 360 code for a protein of 114 amino acids. Gene Ontology annotation, molecular function: rRNA methyltransferase activity; RNA binding; histone H2AQ104 methyltransferase activity. Gene Ontology annotation, cellular component: nucleolus; box C/D methylation guide snoRNP complex; small-subunit processome. NCBI's taxonomy places the organism in Eukaryota, Viridiplantae, Streptophyta, Magnoliopsida, Malvales, Malvaceae. The transcript is spliced from 2 exons. Gene Ontology annotation, biological process: rRNA methylation; box C/D sno(s)RNA 3'-end processing. The record is from RefSeq and is a predicted model, not a curated record.
CUUGCAUGUUCCAAAAUGGGCAUGCGAUAUGAAGAAACCUAUAAAAAGAUACUUGCACCAAGUCCAACUAGCACAGAUGUAAUCUUCCUCCUUUCGUUUUACUUUAUUUUGCAGGCAAGGAUUCUUGCAUUGAAUGCAUCAUUUUUCCUUAAAGCUGGAGGUCAUUUUGUUAUUUCAAUCAAGGCUAAUUGCAUCGACUCAACUGUUCCGGCCGAGGCUGCUUUCCAGAGCGAAGUUAAGAAACUGCAACAGGAACAGUUCAAACCUUUCGAACAAGUGACCCUCGAACCAUUCGAGCGUGACCAUGCCUGUGUCGUGGGUGGCUACCGAAUGCCAAAGAAACAGAAAGCUGCAACAUAAUGUUUACUGGGAUGUGUUUUUAAAGCCAAUGUUUUCUGGUUGAACUUUAGAUUAU